AUGACGAAUGAAUUAUUAUUACAACCAAAAUUAAAACGACGACGAAUCAUGAUUAUUAGUGGUGAUGAAAGUGUUAUAGAUGAAAUUCAAAAAACUAAUAAUAUUUCAUUAUGUAAAUCAAUUAUAUUAGAUACUCUAGAUGAAGAUAUACCAAUUUCACAUUUCGAAACUGAAACAACAAAUCAAAAGAAACAACAGAAUAUUUCAUUGAUUUGUACUAUUUGUGGUUCAAAUGCAAGUGGAUAUAAUUUUGAUGUUAUUUCAUGUGAAAGUUGUAAAUCUUUUUUUCGUCGUAAUGCUUUAAGAUAUUCACCACUUAAAUGUCUACAUCAAGGUACUUGUGAUGUUAGUUUUAAUUUACGUCGUCAUUGUUCAGCAUGUCGUUUAACAAAAUGUUUCAAUAGUGGAAUGCGUCGUGAACGACUUUUAAUAGCAGAACAAAAAGCAGAAAUACGUCGUCAUAGACGAGAAAAUCAAAAUUUAAAUAUAAAUGAUCAAGAAUCUCAACUAUCAUUAACUUUACCAUUAAAUGAUUUAUCUUCAAUAUUAGAUCAAGAACUUUCACUUUUUUCUCAAUGUUUACAAGAACAUUCUGUACAAUCUAAAAAAACAUUACUUAGUCCAGAAGAUUUACAACGUUUAGAAUCAAUACAAUUUUUCUAUCAAAAACGUAUUGAACUUGCUCGUGAUGGUCUUCCAUUAAAUUCAUCAUCUAUACCUACAACAACAUUUUUACAACAACUUAAUAGUCAUUCAAUUCCACUUUUAAGACUUUUAACAUUUUUUAAACAAAUACCAGAAUUUAAUGAAUUAAAUGUUGAUGAUAAAGUUAUAUUAAUUAAAUUUAAUCUUCUUCCACUUUUAUGUAUUAAUUGUACACUUUCAUAUAAAUCUGAAACAGAUCAAAUAAUUGAAAGUGAUUCUGAUAUACCAUGGGAUCCAUCUGUAAUUCAAACAGUUUAUGGUAUAGAUGGUUUUAAUGAAAUAAAAAAAAAUUUUGAUCAAUUUUUAUAUAUUGCAAAAUAUGAUCAAAAAAUAAUUCAAUUAAUACUUAUUACUUUUAUGUUAACAAAAGGUUUUUCAGUAGCUGCAAUUGAUGAACCAAUAUUAAAUGAUUCUAUAGCUGUAUAUCGUGCACAAAAUUAUUAUAUUGAACUUUUAUGGAAAUAUAUGAUAACAGUUCAUGGAUUUGAAAUAACUAUUCAAAUAUUUAAUAAACUUAUAGCAUAUUUUAUAACAUGGCAAGCAUCACAAAUUAAAAUUCGACAUAUUAUUGAACAAAAUUUAUUAUCAACAAAUAUUAAUGAAAUAUUACCAUUUAUGAAAGCAAUAUUACAUAUUUCAUAA
Messenger RNA from Rotaria sordida, 1347 nucleotides. Lineage: Eukaryota; Metazoa; Rotifera; Eurotatoria; Philodinida; Philodinidae. The record is from the annotation of a GenBank genome assembly.